Messenger RNA from Dimorphilus gyrociliatus, 1384 nucleotides. The record is from the annotation of a GenBank genome assembly. Lineage: Eukaryota; Metazoa; Annelida; Polychaeta; Dinophilidae.
AAUGUCUGAAUUUCAUUCAGAUUCCAAAAUUGUCGAUAUUGAGCAACAUUUGCAAAAACUCUAUAUACUAAUCAAUAAAUUUCGUUGGCUAAUUGAUAUCUACAUAUCUGACUUUUUCACGGAAAAAUUAUGUGAGAGAGUCAAUAAAAGUUGGUGGGCAACAUUGACAUCCUUAAAAAGUGAAGAACUAUUAUCAUUGCUAUCGGAUGGUCAAUGGAAAAGCAGUAAAGUAUGGCCUCUUGGUUUAUUAGCGUAUCGAAGGGCAAUUCAUUCAUUAAGCCUUAAAAGAUAUAUUCCCGAGUCUGUGAAAUUUAAAGAUGGACAAUAUUUAAACUUGAAUCAAAUAUUUCGUAAACAUGUUAAGCCAAAGAAACAGCACGAAAUUCAUUCAGCUGCAAAGCUUAUAAACGAUAUUAGCCAAAAUGUUGGCUCGAACUCAUUAAUUGACUUUGGCGGUGGACAGGGUCACCUGUCUCGUUUAUUGUCUUAUCAAUACGGGUUGAAUGCCAUUACCAUAGAUGCCUGUUCAGAUCAUCAAGUUAAAAAUGAAAUAUUUGACAGGGAAAUUGAAAGAGUUCUCAGGAAUGACGUAAACGUUCAAAGGUGUCAUGUAAUUGAAACUAUCCAAACUGACACUAUUCCAAAUCAGUUUAUAGAUAAAAUAAAUCAAACGACUAUAAACCAAAAAGAUAAAAAUCAUCAAUUAUUAAAGAAUUUAGAUCAAAAUGAGCAAUUGGAUAAAAAAUUUACUUUUAUAACUUUGCAUGGAUGCGGUAAUUUAAUUCCGACAAUUUUAAGGCUUUAUUCAAAUUGUACAAGUGCCGUUGGUUUAGUAAAUGUUAGUUGUUGCUAUAUGAAAAUGGACGAGCUAACUAGUUUCCCAUUAAGUUCCUUUCUUCGAUCAAAGUCUGAUUCCAAUCUUUCGUGGGAAGCUAAAGAAUUAGCUUGUCAUUUCAUAGAUUCCUACAUGGAAAAGCUUAUGGAGAAUCAUCCAAAUUUGAAAUCUCAUUGCUAUAGAGCAGCAAUGCAAGAAGUACUAAAAGAAAAAGAUGAAACUUUCUGCAACAGUACUAUUAAGCUUAAAGUAAAGAAUAUCUAUGAAAUGAACUUUACAACAUAUGCCGAAAAAGUACUUGAAAAGUUAAAAUUUUCACCUGGGUUAACUGAAUAUCAGGAGGAAAGAUCUAAAGAAAGACUACUAAAAUGGUUCGACGUCGUGGUCUUAUACGUAUUACGAUUAGCAAUAGCUCCUGUGAUAGAAAGCGUUAUUUUAUUGGAUCGAUUAUUAUUCCUAAAGGAACAAGGUUUUAAAUCAUACAUUCAACCGAUCUUUGAUCCUUCAGUAUCUCCAAGGAAUUUUGCUCUGAUUUCUGAAAAAAUCUAA